AUGUUGUGGACUUUGAUUCUGAAAGAUAUUCGAAUAAUGUACCGUAGUAAAGUGUAUAGUAUUUUCGAAAUACUCAUUGUUAUGCUACUUUUUGGUGGAAUUGGUUUUCUUGUGCAAUUGGUUGGUUUGAUUUUCACGGCCUUUCAAAAAUAGGGAAAAUUGCAAUUCAAGAGAGACACAGAGAAAGAAACACAAAACCCUCCUGUAGAAAUACGGAACACCAAAUUCAUUUGCAGUCCGGCUGCUCGUUGCGAGACCAAGCGCGGGAAACAUGUUUUUCAAAUUUUUUCGAAUUCAAUAAUUUUUCCCGCGCUUGGUUUCGAAAGGAUAGAUCACAUUUCUUUGAAUUUCAUGUUUUGGAUUUCUUUUUGAAGAUUUUUUCUCGUUUUCUCUGUGUCUCUCUCGAUUUACCUUGUAAAAGGCCGUGUUUUUGUUUCAGAAAGUAAAAGAUCAAGGAAAAGAACAGGAUUCAUCAUCAACAUCAUUAUUCCAUCCAAUUUCAUUUCAAAGUUAUAUCAAUUAUCUAGCAAACUCUUAUCAUGCUGGAAAUGGUGUGGUUUUUGAGGAAUCGGCUGAAACUCGAAAAAAUAUAAGUGCGACUUUGAAAGAGAGAGAUGAAUAUAUGAAAAAGAUGGAAGAUCGAAUGGUUCCAAACAUCAGGGCACCGACGCCGUGAGUUUUGGACUGGGCCUGGGCCCCCAGGCCCCAUAGAGGCCAAGCCGAUAGUCCUGAUCUUUUUCAGAUACAUCGGGAUCAAAACUGACUUCAAGAACUUUGACAACAAGACUAUCAACACAAGAAACAAGAUGAGAUUUGAUGUAACUUUGGCCACUCGACGAGAUUAUUAUAAAGAUGAGCCAUGGGUUUUUGAAAAAGGAGGAGGAUAUGGUCAUGAGUAGGAUUUUUAUAAAUAUUUUCGAAAAUCUCAUCGAGCACGCAACGCAGACCGCGUCGCGCCACAACACACACACAAAUAAGGGAACGAUUGUGUGUUGUGGCGCGGCGCGGUUUGCGUUGCGUGUUGGAGCGCGUGGUGCCGAUGAGAUUUUCGACCCAUCUAUUUUUGCUGAUCUGAUCUAAUCAAUUUUUCAGCAAUAUCAACAAUCGUAUGGCAGAUGUUAUUGAAUUUACUGCACCAUCGGAAUUCAAUAAAAAUGAAAACGUUAUUUUCGAAUUCCAAGGUUCUAUUCAUGAGUCAGAAUUGGUUUCGCUGGUCUUUUGGUUUGUUCAAAUUUUUAUCAUAUUGGUGGUUAUCAAUGUGACGAGAAGUAUUGUUCAAGAAAAAUCGACUUUUCGGGUAAGUCAAACAAGAGAACUGCAAAAUUUUAUUCAUUUUCCAUUUUUUUUUAAACUUUUUCUCACGGUUUUUCAUCUACUAGUAUACUCCGCCUGAAAAAGGGAAAAGUCCAGGGUUAAUUUUAAAACACGAAGUACUGUAGGUGUUUGCGCGUAGUGUUUGUUGUUUGCAGAUUUUUUUCAGCGUGUGUUUGCGGAUUUUUUUCAAUUUUUUUUUCUUUUUUUUUUUCUUUGAAGCCUAGGUUGGGAUUUUUACGUGCGACAAACAGAAAAAUGCGAGAAAACCAGCCAAAAAAAUGGAAAUUGAAUAUAUUUUUGCAGUUCGAUUUGUCCUUUUCUCCAUUUCUCUUCAAAUUUUCCUUGUUUUUUUUCAUUUUUCCCCGAGGCAUGUCCUCAAUAAUAUCUCAUGAAAAAUCGAUUAAUUUGCAGACUUAUUUGGUUUCAAUUGGUUUACGAAUUCACACCUAUUAUCUCGCACAUUUUCUCUUCAAUUUGACGAAAUGUUUGCUGAUUUUCUCGCCAGGAUUGGUGUUUUUUGGAAUGACUUGUAAGGUGAGAGGCUUAAAUAAAUUAUGUGUGCAUUAGAGCGAACUUUAUACAAUACUUUUAGACCACCCUUGGCGCCAUCUACCAAAGUAUAACAAUUCUUCUCUUCCUCAUCCCAUCCAUCUCAUUCGCAUUUUUGAUUGCAAGCUUCUCAAAAUCUCAAAAAUCCGCCAUCUUGGCUUGUAUCAUUAUUUGGGUAUUGCUCAUUAUUACACCACAAAUUAUAUUUGGCAGCAAUCAUGAAAAACUCAUGAGUUAUUCUUAUGUUUUGCCAUCAAUUUUUGUCUUUACUUUCAAUAUGUUUUUCGUGAAAAAAACGCUGGAAAGAAUGGAGGAAUUGGGUGAGGAAUAAGUCUAGCGGAAGGAAAACCAUGAUUUUGUUUAGAUCAAUAUUCAGUAUGGUCAAGUUCUGAUCGGAUUCUUCCACUUUAUGCUCUCUGGAUUUGUAUGAUUUUAAAUUCUGUGAUUAUGUUUGGAUUAGCGGUAUUGAUUGAUAGAUCGGUUGGAAGAUGGACCCCUUGGGGAUGGUGGAAAAGGGUAAGAAAUAUAUUUUGUGAGACUCAUACAUUUUGUGAGACCAAAUCAAAUUUUAGCGCCGCGCACUCAGAAGACAUCACGAUAAUCAGGAUGAAGAUGGAAAAGAUGGAGCGAAAUCGCCACUUUUGGUUGAACAAGACACAAGUGUUCGUCGAAAACUCGAAUCAGAUAUUGAUAUUUGUGAUGUUGUGAAAAUCUAUGAAGAGACUGGUGAAAUGGCUGUAAAAGGAUUGAAAAUGAGAGCAAUUCGUGGACAAGUUGCUGUAUUAUUAGGGCAUAAUGGAUGUGGAAAAAGUACGACAUUUUCAAUGAUUUCUGGAAUGAUUAAACCAACAAAAGGUACAAUUCAAGUUGCUGGUCUUGAUGUUGUUUCGAAUUUGAAAGAAGCUCGUCAGAAAAUUGGAUUAUGUCCACAAUAUAAUCCAUUGAUUGAUAAGCUAACUGUUUGGGAACAUUUGAAAAUUGUUCAUAAAUUGAAAAAGGCUCAAAGUGAUUUCAAAACUGAAGCGAUUGAAUUAUUGGAAGCUAUUGGGUUGUUGGAAUCGAAGAAAAAGGUGAUAUUUUGAUGAAACAUAUCGAAAUUUACCAAAUCGACCAUGCUGAUCACGAAUCCGAAGUCAAAAAUUGCCACAAAUGCCUGUGAGCACUUUUCUGGAGCUCCAAAGUUAGAAUUGAGUUUUGGUUUUCGCUCAUUUUCACCUGGUUUCUGGGUGGAAAAUCAAUUUUUAUAACAUGAAUAAGGUUGUUCAUCACAUUCGAAAACCUAUCAGCUUUUUACUUUUUCAAAAAAAAUAUGAAAAACCAGCUGAAAACUAUAAGUAAAUUACAGUUUUCAGCUGGUUUUUCAAAAUUUUCGCAAAACUAAAAAGCUGAUAGGUUUUCGAAUGUGGUGAACAACCUUAUACAUGUUAUAAAAAUUGAUUUUCCACUCACAAUCAGGAACCAGGUGGGAAAAUGGGCGAAAACCAAAACUCAAUUCUAACCUUGGUGCUCCAGAAAAGUGCUCACAGGCAUUUGUGGCAAUUUUUGACUUCGGAUUCGUGAUCAGCAUGGUCGAUUUGGUAUAUUUCGUCAUUUUUCAUCAAAAUUUCAACACCUGACCUCACGUACUUCCCGUAUUAAGACAAGGCCGCCCAAUUCUACUUUCUAUUUUCUAGCUAUCCAAAAAUCUAUCUGGUGGAAUGAAGCGAAAAUUGUGUAUGUUAAUGGGUUUGAUUGGUGAAAGUAGUGUAGUUCUUUUGGAUGAACCAACAGCUGGAAUGGAUUCAACAGCUCGUGUUGAUGUACAAACAAUGCUUCGAAAAUGUAAACAUAAUCGAACAAUACUUUUAACAACUCAUAAUAUGGAUGAAGCUGAUAAAUUAGCUGAUUGGGUAUAUGUUAUGUCUGAUGGUAAAAUACAAGCAUCUGGAAGUUCACAAUUUUUGAAAUCGAAAUUUGGUGGAGGAUGGUUGGUUACUGUAGUUGUUGAGGAGCCGGAGAAGUAUAAGAAUGUGCUGUUGGAAUUGUGCCAGAAAUUUGAAACGGCGUCGAAAAUUGUGAGUUGGAAGCUAUCAAUCGCGCUGGAGCGAUCUUCAUAGCUUGAGAUUUAAAAAUUCUAAUUUCAGAAAGAUGUUCGUGGACAAAUGAUCGAAUUAUCAAUUCCAUCUGAAGAUAAAUCAAAAGUCAUCGAGCUUCUGAAGUGUCUUGAAACUAUCUCCGAGAAGAAUUUCGAUUCAGAAGUACUCAAAAAAUAUGGCGGAAAAAUUCAGAACAUAAAAAUAACAUCAAUCGGAGUGUCGUUGAACUCACUUGAACAAGUCUUCAUAAAUGUUAUCGAACAAUGUGAAAAGGAUGCAAAAAAAUUGAGAAAUGAAGAGGAAAAGCGGGAAACAUUGAAGAAAGUUAUUGCAAAUAAAUUUGAAAACCCGACGAAAAUUGGAAUAUUGAGUCAGUUUAUUGGAUUAUCAUUGAAAAGGUUUAUACAUUUUCGAAGAAAUUGGAUAACAAAUCUUGUCAAUUUUUUUGUUCCAAUUGUUAUUAUGUGUUGGUUAUUGAGUGCGAAAUCUAGCAAGGAAUUGGGAAAUGAAAGAGAUUUGGAGAUUAGUGUCAAGGAGAUUCCGGAAAAUUCAAUUGUUAUAAUUCACACUGAUUCUAUUGAUGGUUCGAAAUGGAUAAGAGAUUAUUUCGCAAAGAAUUCUGGCCUCGUUAUUCGAGAAAUUAGUAUAAAUCGAAAAAUGAUUGAUAUUUUAAAAGAGGAACAAUUUUUCCGAAGAAUAUCUGUUGUUGUUCGAGCGGAAGAUCAGGGGAAAAAAGUGAAGAAGAUCUAUGUUCAUGAGAAUUUGAAUUUGUAUAAAACGAUCGCGGCGUUUUUGAAUGUGAAUUUGAACAAAGCUCGAGAUUGGCAAUAUCAUUUUCAUUGGAUUUUGUAUGAUGAACAGGGAUUUGAUGGCGUUGUGAGUUUAUCUUGAAGUUACACAAACUCACAAAUCAUCUUUCAGAUAUCGUCAAUGUCAAAUAUUCUCGCAUUCCUAUUUGCCUUUGCCAUUCUUGUGACCUACAACAGUUCUCAAUGUGGAUUUUUACACGUGGAAGAGCGAGUUUCGAAAUUCAAGCGACAACAAUUUCUGACAGAAAUGUCACCAUUCAUCUAUUGGUUUUCAAUGUAUUUUUGGGAAUUUGUCAUUUUCGCUGUGCAAACUUCAGCGCUCAUCUCACUCUUUGCAAUUUUUGGAUAUCUUUCGGGAAUGGUACUUUUUCAGUGAGUAAAUUUGCUCCACCGAAAUAAACACGCAACGCAGACCGCGUCGCGCCACAUCACAAAAGGGAACGAUUCAAAUUCCCUCCCUUUUUUGUGUGGCGCGGCGCGGUCUGCGUUGCGUGUUUAUUUCGGUGGAGCGCGUGGUAGCGAUGGGAUUUUGGCUCCAAACCAAAUUUGAACUUCUGGAGGCCAAUUUUCAGACCUAGCCUUCAUUAAAAUUUGAUUUUUGGUCAGGAAAGUUAGUUAUGACGUGGCAGAGCCGCGAUUUUGCUCGAUAGUGAAUUUUGACCAGCUGAUCACGCUAAUCUCACUUCUGACUAUGAGUUAUGAAAGUUUGAACAUACAUUUUCAAAAACCCAAAUUCUCAAUAGAGCGAAUUUGCUAAUAUUUCACUGAAAAAUUUAAAUUUUCCAAGUUCCGCGGUCAAUUUUGGCGCGAAAUUCAACUCUAGGCUCAAAACUAUCAAACACGCCUAAUUUUUGACCAUUUUCGCUCAAUUUUGGCUUGGGAUUGAGGAAAAUGGUCAAAAAUGAGCAAUGAAACAAAAAAAUCGAUAAUUUUGAGCCCGGAUUUGAAUUUCCCGCCAAAAUUUACCCUUGGAAAAUUCGUCUAAAAUUAGCAAAUUCGCUCUAUUGAGACAUUGGUGUUUGAUCUCUUUGCGAUUUUUGGUCUAACCACGCGCUCCACCGUAAUAAACACGCAACGCAGACCGCGUCGCGCCACAUCACAAAAGGGAACGAUUCAAAUUCCCUCCCUUUUUUGUGUGGCGCGGCGCGGUCUGCGUUGCGUGUUUAUUUCGGUGGAGCGUAAUUGAAAUCGUUUAGACUUUUCCUGGUUUGUUGUAUGGUUUGGAUGGCAAUUGUACCCGUUGUUUUCUUAUUUUCAUUCCUUGUCAAUUCCUCAACAAAAAUCACGAUUCUAGUUUUGGUUUUCUGCUUUUUGCUACCGGCGAUCAAAAUGUUUGCUGAACCUAUAAUGUUGAAUGGAUUGAGACUUCGAGGGGUAGGUUUUGGGGGCCUUUUCAGAAAAUUUCAGCAAUUUCAGACCAAAUAUUUGCAUUUCAUCCGCUUCCUUUUCCCGUUUCAAUCAUUUCUCGCCUUAUGUUUUUGGAUUUAUUAUUUAUCAAAUCCAACAAAUUUCAUACAUCUUCGAGUAUUCAUAAAUAUAUAUUUCUAUGCCCAAGAUCAACAUAAUCCCGAAGAUAUUGAUAUUUUGAGUAAGAACAUCUCAGAUAUUGAAUAAUAUCGAUUUUUCGAAAUUUUCAGAAGUCGAUCUUAUCAAUCUUGCCAUUUCUUCUCUAUUUUUCAAUUUUGUGCUCUUCACAUUCACUUCACAUUAUUUUAGACGAUUUUGGAAUUGGAUUUGGCAUUCGAGACAUGUAGCGAGAGAAGCUUGUCAAUUGGUGGGUUCGAAAAAAAGAUACCUUAGGGAGCUCCUAAGGAGUUCCCUAAGGUAUCUUUUAGGGAGCUCCUAAAAUUAAUUUUUUUCCAGACAAUGGAACCUUGUCCUCUUGUUCAAAAAGAGCAAGAAGAUAUCGAAAAAGAAGUGAUAAAUCAUGAAAAUUCGACAGUGAUUAUUGACGAAUUGGUCAAGAGAUUUGGAAAAUAUCAAGCUGUGAAUGGCAUAUUUUUGGGUGUUAGAAAUGGUGGAUGUUUUGGAUUAUUAGGUGUGAAUGGAGCUGGAAAAACGACUACUAUUGAGAUUUUGACUGGAGAGAAGCUAGCGUGUUCUGGAGAAGCGAUAAUUGAGGGGAAAAGUGUUAGGAAAUCUUUGGUGAGUUGAAAAAGCCACAGAAAUUCCUCCAAAAAACCCCAUUUAUUUCAGAAACUUGGAUUCUGCCCGCAAUUCGACGCAAUUCUACCCGAUUUAACUGGCCGUGAAGUUCUCGAAAUUAUGACUCGCCUUCAGAAUUACAAAAAUCCAUCAUCGAUGGUUGAAGAUCUCAUAGAUUGUGUUGGAAUGCGAGGAAACACAUCGAAACCAAUCAAAUUGUGUAGUGGAGGACAAAAGCGGAAGAUUUCGAUGGCUUGUGCGAUUUUGUCACGUGGAAAAUUGUGUAUUUUGGAUGAACCGACAGCUGGAGUUGAUCCGAAAGCUAGGAGAGAUUUAUGGGAUAUUGUUGGAGGGAUUAGAGAUGGAAAUUGUGGAGGAGGAGGAAUUAGUGGAAGUGUUGAAACUACUGGAACUGCUGGAACUGGAAGUAAAGAAGGAUCCGAACAAUCUUCGAGUUUCUUGCUAACAUCCCAUUCUAUGGAAGAAUGUGAAGCUUUGUGUACUAGAAUUGGAGUUUUACGAAAAGGUUUGUUAAAAGAUCCAAUAUCCAAUAUCCAACUUAAUUCCAGGUAAUAUAAUUGCAUUGGGAAGUUGUCAAGAACUCAAAUCAACCUAUGGAAAUACAUUCACUCUUACAAUUUGUUUGAAGUUAUCCGAAGUUUCGCAAAAUGAGAAGAAGAAGGAGAUUGUGAGAGAAGUGAAGGAGAAAUUUGCGGCGAAUUUGUUGACUGAUGAAAAUGAUGAUGUGGCGACGGAUUUGGUUUUUGAGGUGGGGGUUUUUUUGGAAGGGGUGAGGGCUUCCAAGUAUCAAUUCCAACCAGCCCAUUUCUGGGAACCCUCAAAAAACUUUCUAAUUUCCAGAUCCCGCGCAAAAAAUCUGAUAAAUGGUCCACAAAAAUGGCAGAAGUCAAAAAAUUGGCUGAUGAAAUGGAAAUAAAAGAUUAUUACUUGGUUCAAUCAUCACUCGAAGAUGUUUUUAUCAAAAUGAACUCGCAAAGUAUUGAAAAGAAGGAUCCACAGAAUACGGUAUGAUUGAAAAUGUUUUGAAUGAAAGUUACUUGAAUUUUGCCACGUUUAUGACGUGGCGAAAAACAAAAAAAAGAAAAUACGCUGUGCAUUUUUAGCUAUGACGUGGCAGUUUUUGCGAAAACCAAAAAAAACGAAAAAUAAAAAAAAGUGUGCGUGAAGUAAAAUGCAUGCACACAUUGUUAGCCACAGUAGUUUUUUUCGUUUUUCGUUUUUUUUUGAAAGUUGCUUCGUAUUAUCGAAUAUCCACGCGCUCCAACACGCAACGCAGACCGCGCCGCGCCACAUCACACACAAAAAAGGGAACGAUUCAAAUUCCCUCUUUUUUGUGUGUUGUGGCGCGGCGCGUGCUGCGUUGCGUGUUUAUUUCGGUGGAGCGCGCGACUAGUUUAAUUUUUGCUCUACAUAAACUAGAAAUUAGAAUUCACCUGUCUCAAUGUCUUUUUUUUUAUCCAAAACUCAUGGCGUGUACAUACUCUAAUAUUUUUAUCGACACCGAAACCUUCUACAUUUACACACUCCACAUUUUGACAUGUUUCGAAAUUCCCCUCAAUUUAUUCGGAGCCUAUUGCAUCAUUUGGCAAACUCCCAAAAACAUGUUGUCGGUUCGGAAAAGUAUGAUGAUUUUGCAUUUCACCAGCACAUUUUUGGAUGUUUAUUUGAGUCUUCUGGUUUGUCCCUUUAUAUUUCUACCGUAUGCAGCUGGAUAUUCAUUGGGAUUAUUGAAUGAAGUUGGGAUUGCCACGUGGAUUCAACUCUAUGUUGGAAUUAGUUUUAUUGGAGGUACCUAGGGGAAAAGGGAGCAGCUGAAACUUUUGUCUACUCGUUGAUUUUCAUCAGAAAAUCCUCACAAGGGAACCUUCUUUACUCAAAACUUCAAAUCUUGAUGAAAUUUUGUCCAUAGACAGCUUUUGGGGUCAUAAAAACACCCUAAAAAUUUUAGUCUCCCAAUGGACCUCUGAGCCAAGUUCUGGGCUCUCAAAAGUUCAAAAAUUGCCAGAAUUGGCUCAUAAAACACGUCAUAACUCAAUUCUCGAUCAAUUUUAUGAAAAACUGAGUAGCAGAUGAUGAUCAGCGUGGUCGAUUUACGCAAAAAUCAUCAAUAAAUCAAAAUUUCAGAAAAAAUUUCGAUUUUGGAAAAAAGAAUGAGCAGGGGCACAUAUGAAUUUUCAUGAAUUUUCAGCCCAAAAAUAAAAAACUUCAAAAUUUUUCGAAAAAUUUUUUUUUAUUGAUGUAUUUUUAGUAAAUCGACUAUGCUGAUCAAUAUCUGAAACUUUAUUUCUCAUAAAAAUUAUUUUGAAAUGGAGCUAUGAUGACUUUUAUGAGCCAAUUUGAGCAAUUUUUGAACUUUUCAGAGCCCAGAAUUUGGCUCAGAGGUCCAUUGGGUAACUUAAAUUUUUAGGGUGUUCUUAUGACCCCAAAAGCUGUCUCUGGACAAAAUUUCAUCAUGAUUUGAAUUGUUGAGUAAAAAAGGUUUCCUUGUCAGUUUUCAGUAGUCGGAACAUCUAUUGUAAAUCUAUUCGAAAGUCGCUACCACAAGUUAUCCUCAUCCUCAAACCAAAAUUCUACAACUACAAUCCACAAAAUCUUUCGAUAUUCCCUGACAACUUUUCAAUAUAUCUGGGCGUUCACUUUUAUUCUCCCGGCAUUUUUGAAUAUUCCGGAUCCAGAUUUUGCGAUUCAAAAGUUGACGAAAGCUUUACCCUGCGUCGAUUCGACGCUCUUCCAAAGUCCCUAUUUUUUCUGUUUGACUUUUGAAGUUGGCAUCGCGGUGUUUUCAAUUCUGACAACUUUGACAUUGAUUAUUUCCCAAGGGUUUUUCUAUAUCAUUAGCUCGUUCAGAAUUCUCAAUAAGAACAAAACCGCAAGUUCGAAAGGAACCUAUCAACUUCGAAUGAAGUUUAUGCUAGCAUUGUGCUUGCAAGUUUUCAUACCAAUGAUUUUUCUAGUUAUUCCAGCUUCUUUCAUAGUUUUCUCACUUUACACACGGUAUUUUAAUCAGGGGUUGACGAAUUUGAGCACGAUAUUUUUUGCAACACAUGGUGGAAUUUCUUCAAUUGUUACUGUUAUUGUUCACAAACCUUAUCGUGAUUUUACAAUUGAAUUGGUUUAUCGUGUAACUUUAUUUCGAAUUGGGAAACGGAGUUUGAAUGAAAUUAGUGUUGUUCAGAAGAAGAGACCUUUUUCAAUCACCGUUCUUUGA
This is a messenger RNA of Caenorhabditis angaria, 10121 nucleotides long. The record is from the annotation of a GenBank genome assembly. NCBI's taxonomy places the organism in Eukaryota, Metazoa, Nematoda, Chromadorea, Rhabditida, Rhabditidae.